Thlaspi arvense is the source of this 189-nucleotide messenger RNA. The record is from the annotation of a GenBank genome assembly. Lineage: Eukaryota; Viridiplantae; Streptophyta; Magnoliopsida; Brassicales; Brassicaceae.
AUGAUCAACGACGAAGUCCACUGUAAACCGUUCAUAACCGUCGCUACGUUUUGCGCUGGAUAUCUGUACGCCGACAUUAAGGGUGGGCGAAUUAAGGACUGGCAGGCCCGAGAGACUGUGGACCUAUUCUGGGCAGUGUACGAAAGAAAGAAGACCAAGUAUGAAGCCAAAGCCAGAGAGGUAGUGUAA